Molecule: messenger RNA, 870 nt
Organism: Neospora caninum
Lineage: Eukaryota; Apicomplexa; Conoidasida; Eucoccidiorida; Sarcocystidae
Exons: 1
Coding region: 1-870 (289 amino acids)
Source: RefSeq, a predicted model, not a curated record
AUGAUGGCAUUUUCAAAUAGAGCAAACGGAGGGUCGCCAGGGGCCCCCACGCAAACCUUAUUCCUGGAAGCUAAUGCCGCGGGAGAGGCUCCCGCGCUCGACGAAUUGGAGCUAUUAAAUGGUCAUCUUACAGAAGAAACCAAGACGGCGGAUUUUUCCGAGUCUACCAGCGAAGUCGCUGUGCCUCUGGAGAGGCGUCACCUCGUCAGGAGUCGAAGGACGCAUCAGACUGCCCGUCGGAAGCGUGCAGCAGCUGCGGUACCCCCUGUAGUAUCAGCCGUGCUGCUGGCCACCACACUCGUGGUUUUAGCCUCGGGUUUCAAGAUGCUAUUCUCACGCGUCUCCUCCGCUGCAGAUUCCCUAAUUGAUACACUCCCUGCUGCGCCUGAGGAGAUCCAAGAGCAUGUGGAUAAAACAUUGCGACAGAUCGAAAGGUUGAUGUUGGACGACUUCAACAAGCGAUAUCUCGACGCGAACGGUGGAGCCGCACGGAUGGCGCUUCAGAGUGAGAUGAGACGGAUCAGAUCAUUAGUGCGCAGUGAAGAUAUGUCUGACGAGAUGUACGGCAUGGCAAUGGAGCAAGCAAAUGCGUUACAAGCGGAGUUCCUGUGGAAAGCGGCGAGCACAGAAUAUCGACGGAUGGCAGCAAUGGUCCAUCCCUUGCCGGCGGGACCUAACACGCCGAAAGUUGGCAGGUGGUUCAAGGACACAGCAAUGCGUAUAGCAAAGGAUACCAAUCGUGUACUUGUUGCCGUGAACAACAUGAAAAAGUACGGCACUCCGGACGACCUGACGCGCUGGACAAGGGCCGCAGCAGAGGCAGCGGCUACAAAGAAGUGGGCCGAUGCCUUGCUGGCCAGCAAGAAAUAA